Closterium sp. NIES-65 is the source of this 879-nucleotide messenger RNA. Lineage: Eukaryota; Viridiplantae; Streptophyta; Zygnematophyceae; Desmidiales; Closteriaceae. The record is from the annotation of a GenBank genome assembly.
AUGGCCUCAAGCUCCCCGGGAUUUCUCUUCAAGCACCCGCCAUUUGUCCUCCUAGGGUGCCUCUUGCUUGCUUUUCUCUUCCAGUCCCACCACCCUAUGACCAGAGCUGGGGUAACCAGCGGAGAUGGCGGCGCUGUUUAUGGAGAACACGAAAAUUGCGGCGAAUUUGGACGGGAAGAUACCAAAUCUGCAGUCGCGAGCGAAAUAUCCGGCGUGUCACGCGUAACCUCACGCGCAGGGUCGUGCCGCGCUGAUGGUCAUGAACUCAGAGAGGCGGAAGCGCGCGCGGUGGCAGCGGAGGAGCGCGCGCGGCUGGCGGAGGGCCGCGCGGAGGAGCUGGACGCGGAGCUCCGCGGGGCGCUGGGGGACGUGGCGCGACUGGAAAGCGCGAUCACAGAGAUGGGUUGCCGAUCUUCGGACAUUCUUCCAGUCAGCAGCACAGCACCGUAUUGCAUCUCACCAUCUGCAAUGUGCUCAUUCCGGCUCACCUUGCACCUUCCGCUGCUUGUCUCUUCGCCCCAUGGCCCUGGGUGGUUACCAGAGGAGCAGCUGGCAGUGGGGGAGAAGCGGUGUGGCGAGAAGCAGGCGGAGGUGGGGAGGCAGUUGAAGGAGUGCAAUGGUGGGAGGCAACGAGCCAUGGCACAACUGCACGAGUGUGGUGAGAAGCAUCUGGUUUAUCACAGUACGCUUUACGACUCCCUGUCUGUCCUCUCACUCCAUCAUGUCUCCUCCCACGUCUACUCCCAACCCACUCACUCUCAUGCCCGCAGAAGCCUCUCUGGCAGCAAGGGAGCAGGAAGAAUGAGCAAGGCAAUCCGCACCAACGAUGGAAACAUUCGUAGCUGUCACAUUGUACCGUAUGAGCCAAUGCUGCUCUGA